UGUGUUCCAAACUUUUUCUUAGAAUAUAUGUCCCAAAUAAUCCUCUAUCCAACUUAAACUCACUUCUUCUUCAAAAAAUAAAUUCUUUACCUUAGAGAGAAAGAGAGAACAAUAAUAUUGAGUGAGAAUGGCAGCUUGUACUGUCUACUCAACACAACCUCUAAGAACAAACAUCUCAAUUCCAACAUCAUCAAAAACACAUGUUGGUUUUAAUCAAAAACAGGUAGUGUUCUACACAACAACCAAAAAGAGCAGCAACAGAAGAACUAACAGUAACAACAGAAGAUACCUGAUAACAUGUGGAGCAGGUGACUCACAGACAAUUGUGAUUGGUCUAGCAGCUGAUUCAGGAUGUGGAAAAAGUACUUUCAUGAGAAGACUCACAAGUGUUUUUGGAGGUGCAGCAGAACCACCAAAAGGUGGAAAUCCUGACUCAAACACACUUAUCAGUGACACAACCACUGUGAUAUGUUUGGAUGAUUACCAUUCUUUGGAUAGAACUGGUAGAAAAGAGAAAGGUGUUACUGCACUUGAUCCAAGAGCUAAUGAUUUUGAUCUUAUGUAUGAACAAGUUAAAGCUAUUAAAGAGGGUGUUUCUGUUCAAAAACCUAUUUAUAAUCAUGUUACUGGUCUUUUAGAUCCUCCUGAGCUUAUUAAACCACCCAAAAUCUUGGUCAUUGAAGGUCUUCACCCAAUGUAUGAUUCUCGAGUUAGAGAUCUUUUGGACUUCAGUAUCUACUUAGAUAUUAGCAAUGAGGUGAAAUUUGCUUGGAAAAUUCAGAGAGACAUGGCGGAACGUGGACACAGUCUUGAAAGUAUCAAGGCUAGCAUUGAAGCAAGGAAGCCUGAUUUUGAAGCUUAUAUUGAUCCACAAAAGCAAUAUGCAGAUGCAGUGAUAGAAGUGUUGCCAACCCAACUAAUUCCUGAUGAUAAUGAAGGAAAGAUUUUAAGAGUGAGGUUGAUCCAGAAAGAGGGUGUUAAAUAUUUUAGCCCAGUUUACUUGUUUGAUGAUGGUUCUACAAUUUCAUGGAUACCAUGUGGAAGGAAACUUACAUGCUCUUAUCCUGGCAUUAAAUUUUCCUAUGGACCAGAGACUUACAAAGGAAAUGAGGUGUCAGUUGUGGAAAUGGAUGGACAAUUUGACAGACUAGAUGAACUAAUAUAUGUUGAGAGCCACUUAAGCAACCUAUCUUCCAAAUUCUAUGGAGAAGUUACUCAACAAAUGUUGAAGCAUGCUGAUUUCCCUGGUAGCAACAAUGGAACAGGUCUCUUCCAAACCAUAGUUGGUUUGAAGAUAAGAGAUUUAUUUGAGCAGAUAGUAGCAAGCAGGGCUGAGACUCCAGUAGGAGCAGCUAAAGCUUAGGAAGAACAUGCCUUAUAUAUAUAUACAUAAUAUUGGACAAGGCAGCCAUUGAAUUCUAUCCCAAAUCAUUUUCUAUUUUUGUGUUUUCCACAAUUCCUGUAUUGUAUGUUAUUUUGUGUAUGAAAAUACUUUGCAUGUACUUAUUUAUGUAAUAUGUUGUAUUAAUAAUAUAGAGGAGAAAAAGCAGGACUGAGAUUUCAGUUAUGUUGAUAAAAAGAUUUGAACAAUUUGUCAUCA
This is a messenger RNA of Medicago truncatula (barrel medic), 1600 nucleotides long. Its product is annotated as phosphoribulokinase, chloroplastic. Lineage: Eukaryota; Viridiplantae; Streptophyta; Magnoliopsida; Fabales; Fabaceae. The record is from RefSeq and is a predicted model, not a curated record. The transcript is spliced from 5 exons. Gene Ontology annotation, biological process: carbohydrate metabolic process. Gene Ontology annotation, molecular function: ATP binding; phosphoribulokinase activity. Bases 128 to 1363 code for a protein of 411 amino acids.